GGUUCUAAGGGGAGCAGGAGCUGCGGGUUGUACAUUGGUCAAAGAGAGACUCGAAUCUCGGACUAUCAUCCCAGGGAAAUUGGGAAGAGUUGGAAGAAGGCGCUCCUUCGAAAGGGGGUAAACUUCCGCCCCGAAGAGAUGAGGUUCCUCAGGAUCAGGUAAAAGUAGUUUGAGGAGCUGCAGUUUUGUUGAAAGUUGCUGUAAUCCGGAGUGCAUCAAGUUGGGGAUCAUGAGCCUAGUAGGGAGCUUCCAACAUCCCGCAUUAAUGCAUGAAGCUUUUCCGUUCGGUCCCAAUAAUCGCUGUCACCAGGACCAUCCCUUCUUCCAGAGCUGGGUCCUCAACCAGGCGGAGAUGUCUCCCGAAUUCCCCACGCAGCCCUCCUACAGCACCGAGUAUGGGAUUAACGGGAUAGGAACGGAGCCUGGCCGCUUUGAAGGUGUCCCGGAGCGGACGGCGGGGAGACGCCGAGCAGCCUCGGUCCCGAAGAAGGAACGACGCCGGACCGAGAGCAUCAACAGCGCGUUCGCCGAGCUCCGAGAAUGUAUCCCCAAUGUACCGGCGGACACCAAACUGUCGAAAAUCAAAACGCUGCGUCUGGCCACCAGUUAUAUCGCCUACCUGAUGGACACUCUGUCGAAGGACAGUCAGGUCGGAGAGGCGGAAGCUUUCAAAGCAGACCUGAAGAAAACGGAUAGCAAGGAAGCGAAACGCAAACGGGAAACGAAUGAACCUGUAAACAGCUCGGCCAGAAGCAGCGACAAGAAGGUGAAAGGACGGACGGGUUGGCCACAGCAAGUUUGGGCUCUCGAGCUGAACCAGUGACUGCAGUGAACAUGCAAAUUUGCACAGUUUUUAUUCCAAGUUGAAGGCGGCUGAAUGGUCCCACGAUCGAUCCUCCAACUGAGCAGCAAACCAGCAGAGAAGCAUAAGUGCAAUUUUAAAUCUGUUUGACU
Messenger RNA from Rhincodon typus (whale shark), 954 nucleotides. RefSeq names its product heart- and neural crest derivatives-expressed protein 1-like. The transcript has 2 exons. Lineage: Eukaryota; Metazoa; Chordata; Chondrichthyes; Orectolobiformes; Rhincodontidae. The coding region runs from base 230 to 823 and encodes 197 amino acids. Gene Ontology annotation, biological process: developmental process; regulation of transcription by RNA polymerase II. The record is from RefSeq and is a predicted model, not a curated record. Gene Ontology annotation, molecular function: DNA-binding transcription factor activity, RNA polymerase II-specific; protein dimerization activity; RNA polymerase II transcription regulatory region sequence-specific DNA binding.